Molecule: messenger RNA, 2142 nt
Organism: Jatropha curcas
Lineage: Eukaryota; Viridiplantae; Streptophyta; Magnoliopsida; Malpighiales; Euphorbiaceae
Gene: ROPGEF14
Product: RHO guanyl-nucleotide exchange factor 14
Molecular function (GO): guanyl-nucleotide exchange factor activity
Source: RefSeq, a predicted model, not a curated record
UCUCUAUUAAAUACCUCUCUUAGUCCUUUCUCACUUCACACUCUACCGCUCUAAACAAGUUACAGACAAUCGUAUCUUCAAAUACGCUUAUUUACUGCUCUCUCCUCCUCCUCCUUUCUGCUAUGUCAACGAGACAGAAGCUCUGUUAAAUCCUACAAAUGCGGCUUGUUUGAGCAGUAUACAGGGCCGUGGAUUAACAUUCUUAUAUUGUUUUUUGAGAACAAGAAAAGAAAGGUUAUGUCAACAAAAAUGAUGACAAUGAGAAGAAGGCUGGCUUGCUGCACCUGGGACAGAGAAAUUAGCCUGGACUUCGAUGAGCAAGAAAGAAUAAUGACAUACAAUGGCCUUGAAAAUUGCAUUUUAAACAAUCAAUCAUAUGAAAAUGAAAGUGGGACAAGCCACGGAGAUGGAUGUAUCAGUGACUCCUUGGAUGAUGAUGACUUGAGCUGUUCUUCUAGCAAAGAUGGUUUUGGAUCAUUUUCUUCUAAAUGGUUGACAAGUAAGAGGGAUGAACAGAGUUCUGAUGAUUGGGAACUCUCGGAAAGCCCCCAACAUUUUUAUGUCAAAGCAAAACCAGCAUACACUAUUCAAUUUUCUGAUGUAGAGAUGAUGAAGGAAAAAUUUGCAAAGCUAUUACUGGGAGAAGAUAUAACAGGGGGCCGUAAAGGCCUCACUACUGCAUUAGCGUUGUCCAACGCUAUAUCAAAUCUUGCAGCUUCGGUUUUUGGGGAACUGUGGAAAUUAGAGCCAUUGCCUGAAGAAAACAAGAACAAAUGGCAAAGAGAAAUGGAUUGGUUGCUGUCUCCUACAAACUAUAUGGUUGAGUUAGUUCCUGCAAAGCAAAAUGGUGCCAAUGGGCGAAGCUUGGAGAUAAUGACUCCAAAAGCGCGUGCAGACAUCCACGUCAAUCUUCCAGCACUCCAGAAGUUAGACUCUAUGCUUAUUGAGACACUAGAUUCAAUGGUGAAUACCGAAUUUUGGUACACAGAAGUAGGCAGCCGGGCAGAAGGAAGGGCUAAAAGUGCAAAGCAAAGUAAGAGAUGGUGGCUCCCAUUGCCACAAGUACCCACAACUGGUCUUUCUGACUCGGAAAGAAAGAAAUUGCUUUAUAAGAGUAAAGUGGUCUAUCAAAUCUUCAAGGCUGCGAAAUCUAUCAAUGAAAAUGUAUUGCUUGAAAUGCCCGUGCCAACUAUUAUCAGGGAUGCGCUACCCAAAUCUGGAAAGGUGAACCUUGGCGAGGAACUUUGUAAGAUCUUGAUGGCAGACUCAAAAACAGCUGAGGAGAUGCUCAAUGCUCUAAAUUUAAAAUCUGAAAACAGUGCAGUUGAGGUCAUUAACAAGCUGGAAGCUGCCAUAUUUGCAUGGAAAGAGAAGAUUACAGCACAAGUUACUGGUAAAUCCCCUGUUCGAACAUCUUGGUCCUUCGUUAAGGACCCAAUGUCAGAGUUUGACAAGACAGAGUCACUAUUAGAUAGAGCUGAAGCCCUUCUACAGCAAGUCAAGGCUAGAUGUCCUAACCUACCUCAAUCAUUUCUUGAAGCCACAAAAAUCCAAUAUGGCAAGGAUGUUGGGCAUGCAAUUCUGGAAGCAUAUUCCAGGGUUCUUGGAAAUUUGGCUUUCAGAAUAUUGUGUAGGAUAAGUGACAUUUUGCAGGAAGAUGGUUGUUGCAAUCCUAAUUCUCCCGAAGCAAAUUGUUGCUUCCUUGGAAUAAAUGCAUCAGGAAUUCUGGAAACUCCACUUCACAAGGCGGAUGGAAAGUACCGGGAAUCUGAUGCUAGUUAUAAUUCUGAUAUGGGAUUCUCUUAUAGCGAAGCUAAAUCAAGCUCAGUAAAUGCAACACCAAGUAGAAGCAGAGUUUGGUGCAUUGGUAGAGAAGCUUGUAUAGGCGUGUCUCCAAAUAAUUCACCAUGACUGAGAUCUAAGAAAAAAAAAUAUAUUGAAGUUGAUACUUAUCAAUUCACCAUAUGCUUAAUAAGAUAUGAAUAGAUUAAGUUUUGGUUGCCUUUUUGAAUAGUUCUGGUCAUAGCAGUUGCUGAUGAAUGUAUAUUUCUUGCCAAAACUAUGACAGCCACUGUUUCCUAUGUAUAUGAUUAUAACAGCAAUUAAGAUUAGUUUAAUUAAUAAGUUUAUUUCUCCUUUUCA